AUGUCACAGGCAUCCAAUUUUGUUAAAAAGUUAGCGUCAAAUGAUAAACCAACCAGAGAUGCAGCACUCGAAUCCCUCAAGAAAUUCCUCAUCUCAAAAUCGUCAAAAUCAUUUUCGAUAUCAUUAUUAGAUGCAGAAAAAUUAUGGAAAGGGCUAUACUAUUCAAUGUGGUUUUGCGAUCGUCCAAAAGCUCAAGAAAGAUUGGCAGAAAACUUGGGUAAAUUAUACUCAGAAAACAUCAAUUCCAACGAAGUUUUUCUUCGAUUUGUUGAAGCAUUCAAUUUAAUCAUGAUUAAAGAGUGGAGUGAUAUAGAUCAAUGGAGAAUAGAUAAAUAUUACUUAUUAAUUAGGCGUGUGUUGAGACAUAAUUUCAAGUAUUUGAAACUGCAUGCAUGGGAGGAAAGUUUGGUUAAUAUUUGGAUUGAUGUUAUGAGUCGAACUAUAUUGAGUGGAGAUGCAAAAGUCCCAGUUGCUUUACCUUAUCAUUUAUGUGAUAUAUAUUUAGAUGAGCUCCAAUUGAUAUUGUUUGAAACAUUGGAAGAAGAGGAAUUAGAUAAAGAAGAUCCUGAGUAUUUGCAAAAAUACGAAAACUUGAUGAGACAAAAGAUUGACAUUGUUGAGAGUGUACCGGUGUUGAAACUAAUAGAGCCUUUCCAAACUUUAAAUAAAGAGGCGAAAUUAAAACCUUUGAGGGAGAAAUGUAAGGAUGAAGUUUUGGAUGAUGAAAGGUUGGUUGAUUGGGCAGUUGUUGAAGAUAAUAGUGAUUCUGAUCUGGAUGACGAUAAAGAAGACGGGUCUGUUGAAGAUGAUGACGAGGAAGAAGAAUGGAAAGGUUUUUAG
Lodderomyces orthopsilosis Co 90-125 is the source of this 840-nucleotide messenger RNA. RefSeq lists its product as uncharacterized. Gene Ontology annotation, cellular component: preribosome, small subunit precursor; preribosome, large subunit precursor; nucleus. Lineage: Eukaryota; Fungi; Ascomycota; Pichiomycetes; Serinales; Debaryomycetaceae. The coding region runs from base 1 to 840 and encodes 279 amino acids. Gene Ontology annotation, biological process: rRNA processing. The transcript has a single exon. The record is from RefSeq and is a predicted model, not a curated record.